Messenger RNA from Drosophila elegans, 1285 nucleotides. RefSeq lists its product as uncharacterized. The transcript has a single exon. The record is from RefSeq and is a predicted model, not a curated record. Lineage: Eukaryota; Metazoa; Arthropoda; Insecta; Diptera; Drosophilidae. Bases 85 to 1269 code for a protein of 394 amino acids.
CGAAAAACAAGUCAAGUGGGUAGGUUCUUUGAACCCCAAGUAAAGGACCUUCAAGGUUAUCCUAUAUCCACCAUUGCCUACAACAUGCUGCCCCGAUCUGUGAUUUAUCGCGAUAAAGAGGGACGUCGCCAGAUGACUGGUUACCUAACCCAUUUCUACAGAAACUUUGCCAGCAGUCUGAACACUUCUCUUCGGGUGCGUUGGGAUCUGGUUCCGGAAAACGAAACUCCCAGUCAGAAUGUCAUUUCCGCGUUGCUUCGCGAUGGUCUGGUGGACUUUCCCCUAGUCCUGACCACACUUGCUCCGGAACCCUUUUACCCCAGCUAUGUGAGCGAGAUAAUCAGUUGGUUUCUAAUGCUGCCCGUGGAGCCCGACAUGCCACUCUCCAGUCUGUACUUCAACCUCAAGGGAUGGCGAUAUUUCUUGGGUCUGAUGAUCAUCUUGGCCCUACUGCUGGCCAAUGCCCGUGGUUUGGAGGCGGGCGAAGGACGCCUUACGCUGCGAUGCGGUGACAUCUUUGGGGAUCAUGUUCUGAGAGCCAUCCUGGCGCAGUCCUUCGUCAUGCCGCAUAGACUAUCAUUGAGUAGAACUCUGCUGUACAGCCUGCUGAUGAUGGCAGGUCUAAUAGUUAGUACUUUCUAUAGUGUCAAUCUAGCAACUCUACUCGUUAAUCCGCCAGCUGCUUACAGGAUACUAAGCUACAACGAUUUAAGAAGAACCCAUGGAAAGAUCUUAGUCUCCCAGCAGGAACUGUCCACCCUCAAUGUAUCGAUUGGUAAAGAACUUCUGGCAGAAAACCUAGACAUCUUUGAGAUAACGCCCUCCUUCGUGGAGUUUCUGGCCAAAAGGAACGAGCUGAACACCUCCUUUGGCUAUCCUGUAACCAGUACUUUGUGGCCCCUUCUCCAACUGAAACAGAUUAGAAUGCGGCGACCAGUCUUUCGAAAAUCCAACGAAAUAAGCUUCAUGCCGUUUAUGCCAGUAACAAUGCCGAUGGCUAGAAAUUCAAUAUAUCGUGACGCCUUCAACAGAUAUCUCAGUCACACACUCGACAGUGGAUUGUACAAUUUGUGGUUCAGGAGAUCCUUUAACGAACUAAUGGCUGUGGGCGAACUGAACUACAGUGUAGAUUAUUCAGAUGGUGGCUAUCACGAUCUUAUCUGGAAGGAUCUGUACUACGUGUGGAUUGCUUACAUUGGUGGAACUAUAGUCAGUCUGUUGGUACUGCUUCUUGAAAAACUUUACUUCAAGUGGCAGCGAAGAAUCUAAUUUUAAACUAUUUUGC